Chrysochloris asiatica (Cape golden mole) is the source of this 4263-nucleotide messenger RNA. RefSeq names its product solute carrier family 12 (potassium/chloride transporter), member 4 (gene SLC12A4). Lineage: Eukaryota; Metazoa; Chordata; Mammalia; Afrosoricida; Chrysochloridae. Gene Ontology annotation, cellular component: membrane. Gene Ontology annotation, biological process: chloride transmembrane transport; chemical synaptic transmission; potassium ion import across plasma membrane. Gene Ontology annotation, molecular function: potassium:chloride symporter activity. The record is from RefSeq and is a predicted model, not a curated record. The transcript is spliced from 24 exons. Bases 41 to 3355 code for a protein of 1104 amino acids.
CCCGGGGGGCGGGCGGAGGAAGUGAGCGCAGCGGGGAGGAAUGCACGCGGGCGGGGCGCGGGUCUGGGGCGGUGGGGACUGCCCGGCAGGCGGCCGGGGCGGAGCGCGCGCGAUGCCUCACUUUACCGUAGUGCCGGUGGAUGGUCAGCGGCGCGGCGAUUACGACAACCUCGAGGGUCUCAGUUGGGUGGACUACGGGGAGCGCGCCGAGCGGGACGACUCGGACGGUCAUGGCAAUCACAGAGAGAACAGCCCUUUCCUUUGUCCCUUGGAGACUUCCAGAGGAAGUGACUACUAUGACAGGAACCUGGCACUGUUUGAGGAAGAGCUGGACAUCCGCCCAAAGGUGUCAUCUCUCCUGGGCAAGCUCGUCAGCUACACCAACCUCACACAGGGUGCCAAGGAGCAUGAAGAGGCUGAGAGUGGGGAGAGCAUGCACCGGAGAGCAGCCAAGGCACCCAGCAUGGGCACCCUCAUGGGGGUGUACCUGCCCUGCCUGCAGAAUAUCUUUGGGGUCAUCCUCUUCCUACGGCUGACCUGGAUGGUGGGCACGGCUGGGGUGCUGCAGUCGCUCCUCAUUGUGCUCAUCUGCUGCUGCUGCACUCUGCUGACAGCCAUCUCCAUGAGUGCCAUUGCCACCAACGGUGUGGUACCAGCUGGGGGCUCCUAUUUCAUGAUUUCCCGUUCACUGGGACCUGAGUUUGGAGGCGCUGUGGGAUUGUGCUUCUACCUGGGAACAACAUUCGCAGCAGCUAUGUAUAUCCUGGGAGCCAUUGAAAUCUUGCUGACCUACAUUGCCCCGUCGGCUGCCAUUUUUUACCCAACAGGCGCUCAUGACACAUCGAGUGCCACUCUGAACAAUAUGCGGGUAUAUGGGACCAUCUUUCUGACCUUUAUGACCCUGGUGGUGUUUGUUGGUGUCAAGUAUGUAAACAAGUUUGCCUCACUCUUCCUGGCCUGUGUGAUCAUCUCCAUCGUCUCCAUCUAUGCUGGGGGCAUCAAGUCUAUUUUUGAUCCUCCUGAGUUUCCAGUGUGCAUGCUGGGCAACAGGACCCUGUCUCGGGACCAAUUUGAUGUCUGUGCCAAAACGACUAUUGUGAACAAUGAGACAGUGGCCACACAGCUAUCAAGCCUCUUCUGCCACAGCCCCAACCUUACCACUGACUCCUGUGACCCCUACUUCCUGCUCAACAAUGUGACUGAGAUCCCCGGCAUCCUCAGCGCAGCGGCUAGUGUUCUCCAAGAAAACCUGUGGAGCACCUACCUGGAGAAGGGCGAGAUCGUGGAGAAGCGUGGACUGCCCUCCACAGACGACGCUGGCCUAAAGGAAAACCUGUCCCUGUAUGUGGUGGCUGACAUCGCCACUUCCUUCACUGUGUUGGUCGGCAUCUUCUUUCCCUCUGUAACAGGCAUUAUGGCGGGCUCAAAUCGCUCCGGGGACCUCCGUGACGCCCAGAAGUCCAUUCCAGUGGGGACCAUUCUAGCUAUUGUUACAACCUCCCUUGUGUACUUCAGCAGUGUGGUUCUGUUUGGCGCCUGCAUUGAGGGUGUAGUUCUCCGGGACAAGUAUGGCGACGGCGUCAGGAAGAACCUGGUGGUGGGCACAUUGGCCUGGCCUUCACCCUGGGUCAUUGUUAUUGGCUCCUUCUUCUCAACUUGUGGCGCUGGCCUCCAGAGUCUCACUGGGGCACCACGCCUGCUGCAGGCCAUUGCCAAGGACAACAUCAUCCCCUUCCUCCGGGUGUUUGGCCACAGCAAGGCAAAUGGUGAGCCUACAUGGGCGCUCCUCCUGACGGCACUCAUCGCUGAGCUCGGCAUCCUCAUCGCCUCCCUCGACAUGGUGGCCCCCAUUCUAUCCAUGUUCUUCCUGAUGUGUUACCUGUUUGUCAACUUGGCCUGUGCCGUGCAGACACUCUUGAGAACUCCCAACUGGCGGCCCCGGUUCAAAUACUAUCACUGGGCACUGUCCUUCCUUGGCAUGAGCCUCUGCUUGGCCCUGAUGUUCGUCUCCUCCUGGUACUAUGCUCUGGUCGCCAUGCUCAUUGCAGGCAUGAUCUACAAGUACAUCGAGUACCAAGGGGCCGAGAAGGAGUGGGGUGACGGAAUCCGAGGCCUGUCCCUGAGCGCUGCUCGCUAUGCACUGCUGCGGUUAGAGGAAGGACCUCCUCACACCAAGAAUUGGCGGCCUCAGCUGCUGGUACUGCUGAAGCUAGACGAGGACCUCCACGUGAAGUACCCGCGGCUCCUCACCUUCGCCUCCCAACUUAAGGCUGGCAAGGGCCUGACCAUCGUUGGGUCCGUCAUUCAGGGCAGCUUCUUGGAGAGCUAUGGCGAGGCCCAGGCUGCUGAGCAGACCAUCAAGAACAUGAUGGAGAUUGAAAAAGUGAAGGGCUUCUGCCAGGUGGUGGUAGCAAGCAAGGUGCGUGAGGGGCUGGCCCACCUCAUCCAGUCUUGUGGCCUGGGCGGCAUGCGGCAUAACUCGGUGGUGCUGGGCUGGCCCUACGGCUGGCGGCAGAGUGAGGACCCACGUGCCUGGAAGACCUUUAUUGACACUGUGCGCUGUACUACAGCCGCCCACUUGGCCUUACUUGUGCCCAAGAACAUCGCCUUCUACCCCAGCAACCAUGAACGCUUCCUAGAGGGCCACAUUGACGUGUGGUGGAUUGUGCACGAUGGCGGCAUGCUCAUGCUGUUACCUUUCCUGCUUCGCCAGCACAAGGUCUGGAGGAAGUGUCGGAUGCGCAUCUUCACAGUGGCCCAGAUGGAUGACAACAGUAUCCAGAUGAAGAAGGACCUGGCCAUCUUCCUAUACCACUUACGCCUUGAGGCCGAGCACAACAGUGACAUUUCUGCCUACACCUACGAGCGGACUCUGAUGAUGGAGCAGCGGUCCCAGAUGCUGCGGCAGAUGAGGCUGACCAAGACUGAGCGAGAGCGAGAAGCCCAGUUGGUCAAGGACCGGCACUCAGCCCUACGGCUGGAGAGCCUGUACUCAGAUGAGGAGGACGAGUCUGCAGCUGGGGUGGACAAGAUCCAAAUGACAUGGACCCGAGACAAGUACAUGGCGGCUGAGCCCUGGGAACCCGGCCAGGCCCCUGACAACUUCCGGGAAUUAGUGCACAUUAAGCCGGACCAAUCCAACGUGCGGCGCAUGCACACAGCUGUCAAGCUCAAUGAAGUAAUUGUUACACGCUCCCAUGAUGCCCGUCUGGUCCUGCUGAACAUGCCUGGCCCACCCAAGAACAGCGACGGUGAUGAGAACUACAUGGAGUUCCUAGAAGUCCUGACCGAGGGCCUGGAGCGGGUAUUGCUGGUUCGUGGUGGUGGCCGCGAAGUCAUCACCAUCUACUCCUGAGCCCAGUGCAACCUCAUGGCCUGGAGCCGUGGGGUCCAGGGUAACAACCCCCUCCCAACACCUACUCACCUGCCUUGCUCCAUCUGGCCCUGCCUGGGACCCAGCUUGCUAGAUCUCCUUGAAGACGGGCCUGGGCUUGGCAGUGAUGAUGGAUCCGAGGUCCUGUGAGACCCAGGGUGGUUUGGAGCUUUUCUGACCAGCCCUCAGAAGGCCUACCCUGACUGCAGAGACUGGUGGGGGUUGAUGUGGGCUUUGAAUGCAGUUGGCCAGGCCAAGUCCAGGAGCUCUAUUUAUUGCUUAUUUAUUGUUUGGAUGCCAUCACCGGAGGAAGGGAGGGCAGCAGGGGAAGGGAUCCUGCCCAGCCUGCCUGCUGGAAGGUCUGGCUCAGGCUACUGUGUGCAGGGACCCCUACCAAGCCAAGCCGAGUGGAGCCAGCCAGGCUGAGGCCUGACUUUUUUCAAUAAAACAUUGUGUUACUUCUGGGCCUCCUAUUACCCUGGCUGUUUCCCCAGUGCCAAUGGAAGAAGACAGAACUGAGUCCAGGCUCAGAGCUGGCUCCCCAGAGACUGUGCCCUUUCCGGUCAUCUCUGGCCACCCCCAUUGGCCAGACUGCCCCUCCCACUAGUCCUGGGACCCUCCCACUGCUUACCAGAUAAGACCCAGCCCAGGUCUGCUUCAGUGGGCAAUAGGCACUAGGGUUGGAAUGGGGCCGCUCUGCUCCCCAUGGCAGUGGGUGCUGUUGCUGGGGUUGCUGUCCCCUCCUGCCACCCCCUUCUGGCUUCUCAAUGUGCUCUUCCCCCCGCACACCACGCCCAAGGCUGAGCUCAGUAACCACACACGGCCCGUCAUCCUCGGUAAGCCCCCGACAGGCCCUGAUGAAAGGCCAGCCCCUGGUGGUGGACCCAGCC